GGUUUCCCAUGCCAUGCAUCUAUCACGCGGCUGCCCACGGAAUUGGAGGAGUUUGACUUUGGCCUAACCACUCAUGCCAGCAUUGAACUCUCUGGGGUUCUCCUGCGUUAACAAUGUCAAACGCAGCACCCAUACCAAACAUACGCCAUGAAUUAGAUACUCCUUCCCUUUCCCUUGGGUAUAUAUAAAUAUAUUCUAUGGCUGGCCUCAAACAAAUGAGAGAGAGAGAGAGAGCUGAGAGCUCUGGCUGCUACCUACUCGACCGUUCCCACGUCACUCCUCGCUCCCACCGUCCCACGUCUCCACCACCACCUCCUCCUCCUCCUCCGCCUCUUCAUAUUUUUCUCCCCCUCAUCAUCACAUCACCGUCGUCACGCGCGCGCACCAGCCACCGCCGACCAGGCACGCACCACGCAUUUCGUUCUCUCCACCACACCGCACAUUCCUCCGGCCGCUGGUGGUACUGAUCGUGCUCGCCAUUGUCCGCCCCGUCUCGUCGCAGCUCCUCCAGCCGCCGCCCGGCGCCGCCGUCUCCAGUGCAUUCUCACCACCGUCGCCACCACUCAUGGACGCUGGCGGCGGCGGAGGCGGAGGAGGAGGAGGAGGGGGUAGGUUUACCCUCACCACCUCGCUCCUCUUCGUCGGUCUGAUCGUCGCGCUCUUCGUGCUCGGCUUCUUCUCGUCCUUCCUCCGCCGCUGCUCCGGAGCCGACACGAACACGGCGCGCCGCGGCGGAGCCGCCCUCGCCGCCAACGCCGCCGUCGCGGCGGCGGCCGCCGCCGCGUUCGCGUCCGCCGGCGGGAGGAGGCGCGCCGCGGGGGCGGGGCUGGACGCCGCCGCGAUGGAGGCGCUGCCGGUGCUCACGUACGCGACGGCGCGGGCGGUGAAGGCCGGGCGCGGCGCGCUCGAGUGCGCCGUCUGCCUCUCCGCGUUCGACGACGCCGGCGAGAAGCUCCGCCUCCUCCCCGGGUGCUGCCACGUGUUCCACGCCGCGUGCAUCGACGCGUGGCUGGCCGCGCACGUCACCUGCCCCGUCUGCCGCGCCGACCUCUCCGACCCGGCCGUCGCCGACGCCGGCCACGUCCUGGCCGCUGACCUCGCUGCCCAGGCGGACGCGGGCGCGCCCACCGCCGACACGGUUGUCAUUGUCAACGUGGUCGACGGGUCAACUCCUCCAGCUGCAGGAGCAGGAGCAGGAGCAGGACACGGCACCACGUCGUCGGACGAGGAGCAGCAGGCGGAGGAGACGGCCGAGGAGCGGGUGGACCGCUUCACGCUGCGGCUGCCGGAGCGGCUCAGACGGGAGAUCGACGAGGCCAAGCGCCUCCGCAGGGCACUGAGCGCGGUGACCGCGUCGUCGACGGCGCUACCGACCUGCGGCGGGCCGUUGGCGUCGUCGGCAGCGCUGCGCACAAUGUCGGCGGCUCGCCCACUGCCGAGCCGGCGAUGGUCGGGGUUGUUCCGGGCGUUGUCGGGAUCGUCUCGACGGAUGACGAGUGAGCCGGACGGCGGCUAUCGGAGGGUGGUGCCGCUGCCUACCACCGGUACCGGCGACGGGGAGGUGGAGGUGGUGGUGGUGCGAGACGAGGUGGACAAGUACUACGCGCACAGCCUCACGUUCGCUGGCUUCGUCAUCGACGGCGACGUGGCGGCUGGCGACUGGAACCCGGAGGUUUUUCAGGUCAAGACUGACGUUUCGGCCGUCGCGGCGGCAACGUCGCAGCGGUGAAAAAGGCAUCACAAGGAUGUUUGUUCAUUUCAGUGAUCCUAGAGUUAGAAGAGGUAGUGAGAUUAAUUGUGCCAUGUUCGAUGAAUAUACACAGCAACUGUACACUUAGAGUUA
This is a messenger RNA of Sorghum bicolor (sorghum), 1843 nucleotides long. RefSeq names its product E3 ubiquitin-protein ligase Os03g0188200. The record is from RefSeq and is a predicted model, not a curated record. The transcript has a single exon. Lineage: Eukaryota; Viridiplantae; Streptophyta; Magnoliopsida; Poales; Poaceae. The coding region runs from base 566 to 1729 and encodes 387 amino acids.